AUGAGGAUGUCACGUGUCACAGCAGAGACAGUGAUCUGUCUUGCUAAGGUACCGUACAGUGGUGAGGAUACCGCCCAAAGUUCCCAGUUCCGGCAUUCCCAGCGCUCUCGCCCCACCAUUACGCCCUGGAACGGGGGCGUGGCGGGUGGCCGCCCCAUCGCUCAUCAGCCACAACCUUCGCAUGGCAUCGAGGUUCCAGUCGGCGCCCUGCUAUACGUAUGGUAUCUUGUCCACGACAGGACCUACACCUGCCUCGCCUCCACCUACAACCUGAUCCAUCCCGACGACGAGGCGGGCCCGCGUCCGAAUAUGACAUCGACAGUACCGCGACCUGGCCCCGCGAACCUGGGGCCCAAUUCAGGCCUUGAUGAAUGGCUCGAGGAGGCCAAGCAGUGUCACUACCUGCCCGAGAGGGUCAUGAAGGAGCUAUGCGAGAAGGUCAAGGAGAUUUUGAUGGAGGAGUCCAACAUCCAGCCCGUCUCGACACCCGUCACAGUCUGCGGCGACAUUCACGGCCAAUUCUACGACCUACUCGAGCUCUUCCGCGUGGCGGGCGGCAUGCCAGGCGAAUCCAACGUCCAGGCCCCCAAGACCGCCACGACGGUGAUCACCUCGGACGAUAUCGAGCCGCCGACCGAAAUCACAAACCCCAAAUUGCGCAAGAAGCUACGGUCGUCAGGAGAUCCCCCCGGCGCGACAGACGUCGAGGGCGAGGACGAGGAGCGGCCGCAAACCGCCGACUCUGGCGUGGGCGUCACAUCCUCACAGAGUGCGGACACGCGCUUUGUGUUCCUGGGCGACUUUGUGGACCGCGGCUACUUUAGCUUGGAGACGUUUACGCUGCUCAUGUGCCUCAAGGCAAAAUACCCCGACCGGAUUGUGCUCGUCCGCGGCAACCACGAGUCCAGGCAGAUCACACAAGUCUACGGAUUCUACGAAGAAUGUCAACAAAAGUACGGCAACGCCUCCGUCUGGAAAGCAUGUUGUCACGUGUUCGAUUUCCUGGUGCUGGCGGCCAUUGUGGAUGGGGAAGUACUGUGUGUGCACGGCGGUUUAAGUCCCGAGAUUCGAACGAUUGACCAGAUCCGCGUGGUCGCACGCGCGCAGGAGAUUCCACACGAGGGCGCGUUCUGUGACUUGGUGUGGUCCGAUCCUGAAGAUGUCGAGACGUGGGCUAUCAGCCCGCGCGGCGCAGGGUGGCUGUUUGGCGACCAGGUGGCCAAGGAAUUCAACUAUGUGAACGACCUGAAGCUGAUAGCGAGAGCCCAUCAGUUGGUGAACGAAGGAUACAAGUACCAUUUCCCAGAGAACUCGGUUGUGACCGUUUGGUCGGCGCCCAACUAUUGUUACCGAUGCGGCAACGUCGCGUCCAUCAUGUCUGUCGACAAGGACCUCAGCCCCCGUUUCAGCAUCUUUUCCGCGGUGCCGGACGACCAGCGACACUUGCCGGCAAGUAGGAGAGGGCCGAGCGACUACUUCCUCGCCAUGACAAGAUGGCUCGAUACGUCGCACCCACAGAUCGCGCCCGCAGAUGCCCAUGAGCUACUCAGCACGGCGCCGAAGCGAUUCACAAUUUAUGAGCCCAUGGCCCUUUUACCAGCGGGCAGUUUCCUCAAACACCCAUGGACGUUGCUUUCGCAGGAGGAUCUCUCGAGACUGUGGCCUCUGGUGCUCCAGGAGCUCUCCAAAGCAAACGGCGUCCAGCUGUCUCACCUCGCCAUCACAGAGGGCAUCCCCCUUCACGAGGACGAUGACGCGUCGGAGAAUAUUCUGCGCAGCCCGAUAGGAUUACGGAUGCUUCAUGGGGAUUUCGGGCCCGCGACAUCGCCAGCCACACCAGCACAGGCGGACUACGAAAAGGCACUGUGGGUGUCGACGCGCCAGAACGGCAUCAUCCAAACAUGGGCACCUAGAUGGACCAUGUUCAGUCGAGGCAACGUCAAGGAGAAGGCCCGUUUGCUUGGCUUCCCAAGAGCCGAGAAUGCCGACGAGUGGGCCGUGGACUUGUAUGCCGGGAUCGGAUAUUUCGUCUUCUCCUACGCCUCGCUCGGGUUCAGGGUCCUGGGCUGGGAAUUGAACCCGUGGAGUGUCGAAGGGCUACGAAGGGGCGCCAGAGCCAACCGCUGGAGCGUCAGGAUUGUGCAAGGCCAGGAUCUGCGUCUGCCUCUCGAUGCCAUAUUGGCUGGCAACGAGCAGAUCAUCAUCUUCCUCGAGGACAACCAAAAGGCCCUGGGAAGGAUCCGGCAUAUGCAACAGAGUCUAGGUGCAGCAAAGGACAUUUGCCAUGUCAACGGUGGGUUUCUGCCUACCAGUGAGCCCGUCUGGAAACCAGCGCUGGACAUGACACGCGGGACUGCAGAGACAUGGCUCCAUCUGCACGAAAACGUCGGCGUGAAAGACAUUGGCGCCCGGCAAGCGGAGAUUCAGCAGCGCUGCGAGGACUGGGCCUCCUCAGAGCCGUCCCCGACACGGAGCGCCAGAGCCUCGCACGUCGAGCAAGUCAAGACCUUUGCACCGGGCGUGUGGCAUUGCGUCUUUGAUAUACACAUUACACGCUGA
Emericellopsis cladophorae is the source of this 2559-nucleotide messenger RNA. Its product is annotated as phosphatase. Gene Ontology annotation, biological process: peptidyl-serine dephosphorylation; G1/S transition of mitotic cell cycle. The coding region runs from base 1 to 2559 and encodes 852 amino acids. Lineage: Eukaryota; Fungi; Ascomycota; Sordariomycetes; Hypocreales; Bionectriaceae. Gene Ontology annotation, molecular function: protein serine/threonine phosphatase activity. Gene Ontology annotation, cellular component: cytoplasm. The transcript has 5 exons. The record is from RefSeq and is a predicted model, not a curated record.